Onychomys torridus (southern grasshopper mouse) is the source of this 8070-nucleotide messenger RNA. RefSeq names its product homeodomain interacting protein kinase 1 (gene Hipk1). Lineage: Eukaryota; Metazoa; Chordata; Mammalia; Rodentia; Cricetidae. The coding region runs from base 145 to 3774 and encodes 1209 amino acids. Gene Ontology annotation, cellular component: nucleus; PML body; cytoplasm. Gene Ontology annotation, molecular function: protein tyrosine kinase activity; protein serine/threonine kinase activity; ATP binding. The record is from RefSeq and is a predicted model, not a curated record. The transcript has 16 exons. Gene Ontology annotation, biological process: peptidyl-serine phosphorylation; smoothened signaling pathway; peptidyl-threonine phosphorylation.
GGCUCCUGGGGGGCGGGGGCCGGGGCCCGGGCCGGCUCGUGCGGGGGGUAUGAUGACCCGGCGGCGGGGCCCCGGAUCGCGUCUCCUCCGCCGCCUCCUCGCGGCGGCCCCGACUCGCGGCUGAGAACUACACACACCGGCGGUAUGGCAUCACAGCUGCAGGUGUUCUCCCCCCCAUCAGUGUCGUCGAGUGCCUUCUGCAGUGCGAAGAAACUGAAAAUAGAGCCCUCUGGCUGGGAUGUUUCAGGACAGAGCAGCAACGACAAAUAUUAUACCCACAGCAAAACCCUCCCAGCUACACAAGGGCAAGCCAGCUCCUCUCACCAGGUAGCCAAUUUCAAUAUUCCUGCUUACGACCAGGGCCUCCUCCUCCCUGCUCCUGCAGUGGAGCAUAUUGUGGUAACAGCUGCUGAUAGCUCAGGCAGUGCCGCUACGGCAACCUUCCAAAGCAGCCAGGCCCUGACUCAUAGGGGCAACGUUUCUUUGCUUGAGCCAUAUCAAAAAUGUGGAUUGAAAAGAAAAAGUGAGGAAGUCGACAGCAACGGUAGUGUGCAGAUCAUAGAAGAACAUCCCCCUCUCAUGCUGCAAAACAGAACUGUGGUGGGUGCUGCUGCCACGACCACCACUGUGACCACCAAGAGUAGUAGUUCUAGCGGAGAAGGGGAUUACCAGCUGGUCCAGCACGAGAUCCUUUGCUCUAUGACCAACAGCUAUGAAGUCUUGGAGUUCCUAGGCCGAGGGACAUUUGGACAGGUGGCAAAGUGCUGGAAGCGGAGCACCAAGGAAAUUGUGGCUAUUAAGAUCUUGAAGAACCAUCCCUCCUAUGCCAGACAAGGACAGAUUGAAGUGAGCAUCCUUUCCCGCCUAAGCAGUGAAAAUGCUGACGAGUAUAAUUUUGUCCGUUCUUACGAGUGUUUUCAGCACAAGAAUCAUACCUGCCUUGUGUUUGAGAUGUUGGAGCAGAACCUGUAUGAUUUCCUAAAGCAGAACAAGUUCAGCCCACUGCCACUCAAGUACAUCAGACCAAUCUUGCAGCAGGUGGCCACAGCCUUGAUGAAGCUGAAGAGUCUGGGUCUGAUUCAUGCUGACCUUAAACCUGAAAACAUAAUGCUGGUUGAUCCAGUUCGCCAACCCUACCGAGUGAAGGUCAUUGACUUUGGUUCUGCUAGUCACGUUUCCAAAGCUGUGUGUUCAACCUACCUGCAGUCACGCUACUACAGAGCCCCCGAAAUUAUUCUUGGAUUACCAUUCUGUGAAGCUAUUGACAUGUGGUCUCUGGGCUGUGUAAUAGCUGAGCUGUUCCUGGGAUGGCCUCUUUAUCCUGGUGCUUCAGAGUAUGAUCAGAUUCGUUAUAUUUCACAAACACAAGGCCUGCCAGCUGAAUAUCUUCUUAGUGCCGGAACAAAAACAACCAGGUUUUUUAACAGAGAUCCUAAUUUGGGGUACCCACUGUGGCGGCUUAAGACACCCGAAGAACAUGAAUUGGAGACUGGAAUAAAGUCAAAAGAAGCCCGGAAGUACAUCUUUAAUUGUUUAGAUGACAUGGCUCAGGUAAACAUGUCUACAGACUUAGAGGGAACAGACAUGUUGGCAGAGAAGGCAGAUCGGAGAGAAUACAUUGAUCUCUUAAAGAAAAUGCUGACGAUUGAUGCAGAUAAGAGAAUCACUCCUCUGAAAACUCUUAACCAUCAGUUUGUGACAAUGACUCACCUUCUGGAUUUUCCACACAGUAACCAUGUUAAGUCUUGUUUCCAGAACAUGGAGAUCUGCAAGCGGAGGGUUCACAUGUAUGACACAGUGAGUCAGAUCAAGAGUCCCUUCACUACACAUGUUGCGCCAAAUACAAGCACAAAUCUAACCAUGAGCUUCAGCAACCAGCUCAACACAGUGCACAAUCAGGCCAGUGUUCUAGCUUCCAGCUCUACUGCAGCAGCUGCUACUCUUUCUCUGGCUAAUUCAGAUGUCUCACUACUGAACUACCAGUCAGCUUUGUACCCAUCAUCUGCUGCACCAGUUCCUGGAGUUGCCCAGCAGGGUGUUCCUUUACAACCUGGAACCACCCAGAUCUGCACUCAGACAGAUCCGUUCCCACAAACAUUUAUAGUGUGUCCACCUGCUUUUCAGACUGGGCUACAAGCAACAACAAAACAUUCUGGAUUCCCUGUGAGGAUGGAUAAUGCUGUGCCAAUUGUACCCCAGGCGCCCGCUGCUCAGCCACUACAGAUACAGUCAGGAGUACUUACUCAGGGAAGCUGUACACCACUAAUGGUAGCAACUCUCCAUCCUCAAGUAGCCACCAUCACACCGCAGUAUGCGGUGCCCUUUACCCUGAGCUGCGCAGCCGGUCGGCCGGCGCUGGUUGAACAGACUGCUGCUGUACUGCAAGCCUGGCCUGGAGGAACACAACAAAUCCUCCUCCCUUCAACUUGGCAGCAGUUGCCCGGGGUAGCUCUCCACAACUCUGUCCAGCCUACUGCAGUGAUUCCAGAGGCCAUGGGGAGUGGUCAGCAGCUAGCAGACUGGAGGAACGCCCACUCCCAUGGCAACCAGUACAGCACUAUCAUGCAGCAGCCAUCUUUGCUGACUAACCAUGUGACGUUGGCCACUGCUCAGCCUCUGAAUGUUGGUGUUGCCCAUGUUGUCAGACAACAGCAAUCUAGUUCCCUCCCUUCAAAGAAGAAUAAGCAAUCUGCUCCAGUCUCAUCCAAAUCCUCUCUGGAAGUUCUGCCUUCCCAAGUUUAUUCUCUGGUUGGGAGUAGUCCUCUACGUACCACAUCUUCUUAUAAUUCCUUAGUCCCUGUCCAAGAUCAGCAUCAGCCAAUCAUCAUUCCAGACACCCCCAGCCCUCCUGUGAGCGUCAUCACUAUCCGUAGCGACACUGAUGAAGAAGAGGACAACAAAUACAAGCCCAAUAGCUCGGGCCUGAAGGCAAGGUCUAAUGUCAUCAGUUAUGUGACUGUGAAUGAUUCUCCAGACUCCGACUCUUCCCUGAGCAGCCCAUAUUCCACUGACACUCUGAGUGCUCUCCGGGGCAACAGUGGGCCACUGGAAGGGCCUGGCAGAACCACCACGGACGGCACUGGCACCCGUACCAUCAUUGUGCCUCCACUGAAAACACAGCUUGGCGACUGCACUGUAGCAACCCAGGCCUCAGGUCUCCUUAGCAGUAAGACCAAGCCAGUGGCCUCAGUGAGUGGGCAGUCAUCUGGAUGCUGUAUCACCCCCACAGGGUACCGGGCUCAGCGAGGGGGGACCAGCACAGUGCAGCCGCUCAACCUUAGCCAGAACCAGCAGUCAUCGUCAGCUGCAACCUCGCAGGAAAGAAGCAGCAACCCUGCUCCCCGCAGGCAGCAGGCAUUUGUGGCCCCGCUCUCCCAAGCCCCCUACGCCUUCCAGCAUGGCAGCCCACUGCACUCGACGGGGCAUCCACACUUGGCCCCAGCCCCUGCUCACCUGCCAAGCCAGCCUCACCUGUAUACGUAUGCUGCUCCCACUUCUGCCGCUGCAUUGGGUUCCACAAGUUCCAUUGCUCAUCUUUUCUCCCCCCAGGGUUCCUCAAGGCAUGCUGCAGCUUAUACCACUCACCCUAGCACUCUGGUGCACCAGGUUCCUGUCAGUGUUGGGCCUAACCUCCUCACUUCUGCCAGCGUGGCCCCUGCUCAGUACCAGCACCAGUUUGCCACCCAGUCCUACAUUGGGUCUUCCCGAGGCUCAACAAUUUACACUGGAUACCCGCUGAGUCCUACCAAGAUCAGUCAGUAUUCUUAUUUGUAGUAGAUGAGCACCAGGGGGGCUUCAUGGCUGCCUGCAAAUGGCCCUGAGUUAUUAAUGGGCUCUGGUGAGCACCUCCAUCUUCUCUUGAAAGUUCCUAGCCAGCAGCUCAUUCUGCAGGGGCCCACUGAAGCAGAAGGCUUUUCUCUGGGGAACCGCUCUUGGUGUUGACUGCAUUGGUGUAGUCUCCCAAGUCUGCCGUGUUUUUAAUUCUUUAUUCUUGUGACAGCAUUUUUGGACUUUGGAGGAGCUCAGAAGCCCAUCUUCUGCAGUCACCAGGGAAGAAAGACCACUCUGAAGUUACCCUCUGACAUACACUUUGUCUUUUUGACUUGAUUUCUAGAAAUGCUUUUGAAAACAAGUGAAGCCCUUUGUUACUUAACUUUCUUUUAUUAAGAUUGCUGGUCAGAGGAAAAAUGCUGGUAGAAGGAUCUGAAAUCUUGUAAGAGAUGAGAAGAAGUCAUUACUUGUUUGUUUAAAAAAACAAGACUUCUUGCCUUUUAUUUUAAAAGCAGCUUAAGCGAGGCUGUACGUUUCCUGUCAGGCAUUUCUCCUCAAAAGUUGAUCUUUGCUAAUAAUACAUUAAAACUUAAAGUGAUUUCGUUAUUUUUUUCAUGUUAUGUUUCCUUAUUGAGCAGUUAUUACCACUUUUGUCAAAAGUGGCUAAGUAUUGAAAUGUUUGCAGUUUUUUCUGUGUUCAUUACAGAGUGGUGUUAAAAAGGCAGCCCACCACUUGCUGGACCACAGUGAGAGGAUCUGUGCCCACCAAGGAUUCUUUUUAAAUGGAAGCAUGAAUUCUUUCUUAUUUUUUUAAAGUCCUCCUUCUCUCUGUUGUUGGUUCAACUUAAAUUCUUAAAUUCUCCUACUAGAAAAGCCAGUGAGUUGAUGGGUAUGGUGGUAGUUAUUUUUGUUUUGUUUUGGGUUUUUUUUGUUUUUGUUUUUGAUUUUUGCAUACAAUAGAAUGCAGAAUCUUUCUAGAAUGAGAUACUGGCAAUGGUGAGCUUUGCCUAAGAUUUCUAUGAAUUUUCAAUAACACACCUCUGUGUUUUCCUCGUCUCUCCCUUCUGUCUUAUAUGACUUAUUUGAGGGGAAGCUAAAGAAACUAAAACCAGAUUAAGUUGUGUAUAGCUUUUAUACUUUCAAGUAGCUUCCUUUGUAUGCCAACAGCAAAUUGAAUGCUCUCUUAUUGACUUAUACAAUAAGUGCAUGUAGGAACUGCAAAAAAUAUUUUAAAAGUUUAUUACUGAAUUGAAAAAAUAUUUUAGAAGUUUUGUAAUGGUGGUGUUUUAAUAUUUUGCAUAAUUAAAUAUGUACAUAUUGAUUAGAAAAAUAUAACAAUUUUUCCUCUAACCCAAAAUGUUAUUUGUAAUCAACUGUGUAGUGAUUACACUUGAAUUGUGUAUUUAGUGUGUAUCUGAUCCUCCAGUGUUACCCCGGAGAUGGAUUAUGUCUCCAUUGUAUUUAAACCAAAAUGAACUGAUACUUGUUGGAAUGUAUGUGAACUAAUUGCAAUUAUAUUAGAGCAUAUUACUGUAGUGCUGAGUGAGCAGGGGCAUUGCCUGCAAGGAGAGGAGACCCUUGGGAUUGUUUUGCACAGGUGUGUCUGGUGAGGAGUUGUUUGUUCAGUGUGUCUUUUCCUUCCCCCUCUCCUCUCUUCCCUUCUUGUAGUGCCUUAUAUGAUAAUGUAGUGGUUAAUAGAGUUUACAGUGAGCUUGCCUUAGGAUGGACCAGCAAGCCCCAGCGGACCCCAAGCUGUCCACUGGGAUUUAACAGAACAGGUUUAGUAGCUGUGUUGUGUAAAUGCAUUGUUCUCAGUCUCCCUGCCAACAGUGAAAAAUCAAAACAGCAGCUUUCCUUCUUUACUGCCACUGUGUCCUCUUCCAUUUUGGAUCCUCAGCUCAGCACUCAUGGAAGCAUUCCCCCGUGUGGCUCUCACUGUGCCUUGCUACCUGGCUUCAUAAGAGUUCAGGGAGCAGGUGAGAGCAGUGAGCCAGCCCUCCAUAUGCAUAUUUGAAAGUAAGUGCAAUCACUUAGGAUGGGGUUCUUUUCCUCUCUCCUCGUGUGGCAGUCCUUCCUGCGCAUAGGUGACAUUACUAGUAAACUUUGCUUGUUUUGUUAAAGGCAUGUAACAGAUGUGUUUAUACCAAAGAGCCUGUUGUUUUGCUUAACAUGUCCCCAUACUCUGAGGAGGGUUUUGUACAACUACUGGUGACAAGAAGCUCACAGAAAGGCUUCUGAAUCAGUGAAGAAUAUUAAAAAGAAACCAAAGCCUCUUGAAUCACCAAGGGUUUUGAGGUUUCUUUGUAACAACAUGUACAUUCUUGGGGCCCUUCAAAUUGUGAAAUUGUCCUAGUAUUCAACUCCUCCAUGGAUUUGGGCCAAGUUGAAGGUACUGGGAAUGAGGACAUUCCUGCCCACGAAGGAUGUGCGGGGGAGGAGGUUAACCCUAAACUACAGAUGUGUUCCACCAGAGUUGAAAGUUACAUUUGAACGCUAAUUCUAGGAUUGGUUCUGUAUAGAGAUGGUGUCAGGGAGGUGCAGGAUGGAGAUGGGAGAUUUCAUGGAGCCUGGUCAGCAAGCUCUGCACCAGGUGAAACACCGAGGAGCUGUCAACGAAUUUGGAGUUUUUUCAGCACGGGGAGUAAGAGUUUCCAGGGCGGGGCAGGCAGUCAGUACAGCCUGCCAGGAGCAUGGGGUAUUUUCUGUCUUUUCUGUAAUCAUUAUAGUAGCUGUGCGCUGAGCAGCCUGCUGGUUGAGAUAACCACGCGUUCGUGUAGUUUGUCACUAGUGUUAAACAGUUUAAGUCAGUGUGUGUGUGAUCUUUGUGUCUCCUUUUCCCCAAGCAUUCUGGUUUUCUUGUUUAAAUACAGUUCUAGUUUCUAGUUGGAACAUUUUUGUACUUUAUCUUCCCUCAGCAAGGGACAAAAUUUAUUGUUUUUGCAGGGAUGAGAUGCAGGAAAAAAACAAACCAACCCCUUCCCUGCCCCCUCACCCAAGCAGCAGUUACUGAAGAUGGGAGUCUUAAGUCCACGGGAAAAGAGAACGCCCAAGUGCUUGCAUCAUCACCUCUAACAUCUGGCUAGCAGUGUGACUUUACAGGCUUGGAAGCUGUCAGUCUACAAACUGACAUUUCACAUUUCCCAAGAUGACCCACCUCUGCUGAGUAUGUAUGUGCUGGACGUGGUUUUACAUUCCUUCUGUCCUGGGGCGUAAACAGUGACUGCCUGCCCUGCUGGCAUGGAAGGAAGCCCUGUGAAUACAGUGAGCAGCUGACCUGAGUCAGCAUUGCCUGACCUUGAUCAGCUUAAGGCUUUAAAUAAACCCUCCCUUAGAACUUGCAUUUCCAGCUUCUCUCCAGAUGAGAGUAAGUGGAAAGGGUUGCUUAGAGCCACCUAGGCACACCAGGACAUGUAAUCACUCCAGAGUUCCCAGUCGCUCCUAGGAGCUGAUUAUCAUUGUCAUGUUCAGCUGAAAUGCCAACCCCAGGAGUAAGAAGCCCAUUUCAAACAAUUCUGGCCUUUCAGAGCCUGCUUUUGUGGUUGCUCAUCCACUAUCCUCCACUAGAGGGGCUUAGCUUGACUGCCCUUAGCCAGGCAAGCACAGAAAUUUGUGUUUUAUUCUGCAUUAUUAUGCAGAGAUCUACUAGUUGAGAUGGUUUGUUUUAGGAUAGGAAAUGAAAUUGCCUCUCAGUGACAGGAAUGGCCAAGCCUGCUUUGUAUUUUGACUUUUUUUUUUUUUAAAAAAAACUGAUGGAUGGUGCAGCAUGUCUCCAUGUCUCCAUGGUUGUUUGUUGCUAAACUUUAUAUAAUGUGUGGUUCCAAUUCAGCUUGAAAAAUAAUCUCACUAUAUGUAGCAGUACAUUAUAUGUACAUUAUAUGUAAUGUUAGUAUUUCUGCUUUGAAUCCUUGAUAUUGCAAUGGAAUUCCUACUUUAUUAAAUGUAUUUGAUAUGCUAGUUACUGUGUGUGACUUAAUCUUUUUUUUCCUUUCUCCCUUUCCUGGUUGUGUGCUUCCUUUUACAACAAGCUUCUAGAAACAGGUAGUUCUGAGAAUUACUGAGCUAUGUUUGUAAUGCAGGUAUACUUAGGGAGUAUGUAAAAUAACCAUUUUAACAAAAGAAAUAGCUAUUUAAAAUUUAAUACUAACUAUGGGAAAAGGGUCCAUUGUGUAAAACAUAGUUUAUCUUUGGAUUCAAUGUUUGUCUUUGGUUUUACAAAGUAGCUUGUAUUUUCAGUAUUUUCUACAUAAUAUGGUAAAAAGUAGAGCAAUUGCAAUGCAUCAAUAAAAUGGGUAAAUUUUC